Molecule: messenger RNA, 285 nt
Organism: Dichotomopilus funicola
Lineage: Eukaryota; Fungi; Ascomycota; Sordariomycetes; Sordariales; Chaetomiaceae
Exons: 1
Coding region: 1-285 (94 amino acids)
Source: RefSeq, a predicted model, not a curated record
AUGUCGCCCACCUACACAAUGUCUGCACACCUGUGCAAGCAAAUCUACUCCUCCUGGCGCCAGGCCCGCCAGACCUCUCCCGAACCAAACCCCCUGCCGUCGCCGUCUGCAGUCCUCAACAACCAGUACACUACCGCCACCUCCUACUUCCAAAGGGCGUCGUCUCCAAACGCCAGUGAGAAGCGCUCUAUGGACAGCGAUCGCAGCGAGACGCCCGCGACUCGGCAGUCGUCUCCUGCCGCGGGGUCGAAUCAGAACCAGAACUGGCGAUGGGGGUCGCGCUGA